AUGGCCUCGUCAUCCUUCGUAAAGGGCUUGUCUUUAGACAUAGACCCCAGUCACAAUAUUCCAGCGUAUUUUGUCAAUCUUCUGGAUGUGUCUGGUCAAGAUACAACGUCAAACAUUGAGCUUCGCUUUGACGAGAUUGCGAAAGAAAUCUUGCAUCACUUACUCUUAGUUCUUCGAAAUGCUAACGGAACAGUCACCACCUUUGAGGUGCUGGAGCUCGAAUUCUACUUUUGGAUGGCUGAGGUCCACGAAGAUCCUUUUACGCAUGGGGCCCCGGAGCAAGCAAGAAGUGGAAAUUGGUACUUUCAUCGUGCUCCUCAAAAAUCGAAUGACCCCGGGAAGUCGUCAGCCAUCGUGACUGGGGGCUAUCGAGGAGGUACAAGGAAAGGCCUGGAUAUUACCUUCGGGCCGUCCCUGGACAUCACUUCGCCUUACUUCUCCCCUCCUCCCUUGAAGGAAACCUCUAUUCCUUCGAACAGAGGGGGUAUUCUGCUUCGAACUCUGCGUAAUACUUCUACCGGUCGAGUUAUCUCUGGGCCUUCACUUGUAGUCGACGAAAUAUUAAAGUUCAGCUGGGUGACAAGCAUAUCGGACCUGGUGACCAAACAAUGGAGGGGCGAUAUAUCUGCAUUCCGAAAGAAUGCACAUAGUGCUCCUAAUACAUCUGUGCUCCGUUUCGAGGAGAAAGAUGAAGCUGAGAUACAGGCUGUGCGUAUCUAUCAAUCGCCUAGAAUCGGUCUUGGUCUGUCACAUCCUAGUGUUUCUUCAUCAUUUGACAAUCCACGUGUCGUCUUUCUAUCAAAGCCAUAUCGAUAUUUUAUCCACCCAGAACUCUUGACUUCGAAUGGUCGACCACAGACUUUUCUCGGAAUUCUAUCUUCAUUAAAGGCUGCGUCUCCAGACAAACCUGAACCGAAAAAACUUAUUGACGAUAUUCGUGAUAAAAGUGGGAUGAAGACUCACACUGUCGCGAAAUACCUCGAGUACUACUCGAGUGGACAUGGCUGUUCCAACUUAAAGUCCUUCAUAGGCUCGGCAAGUAAGGACUCACCUUCUAAUUAUCUACGAUUGAUGGGAAUCUUGUGGGAUGAGAGGUCACGAUCUGUCAAAAAUACUGUCGACUAG
Messenger RNA from Lentinula edodes (shiitake mushroom), 1125 nucleotides. RefSeq lists its product as uncharacterized. The coding region runs from base 1 to 1125 and encodes 374 amino acids. The record is from RefSeq and is a predicted model, not a curated record. NCBI's taxonomy places the organism in Eukaryota, Fungi, Basidiomycota, Agaricomycetes, Agaricales, Omphalotaceae. The transcript is spliced from 2 exons.